Fibroporia radiculosa is the source of this 435-nucleotide messenger RNA. RefSeq lists its product as uncharacterized. The record is from RefSeq and is a predicted model, not a curated record. Gene Ontology annotation, molecular function: ubiquinone binding; heme binding. Gene Ontology annotation, cellular component: mitochondrial envelope; membrane. The transcript is spliced from 4 exons. Lineage: Eukaryota; Fungi; Basidiomycota; Agaricomycetes; Polyporales; Fibroporiaceae. Gene Ontology annotation, biological process: mitochondrial electron transport, succinate to ubiquinone; tricarboxylic acid cycle. Bases 1 to 435 code for a protein of 144 amino acids.
AUGGCCUCCUCGCUCAUUGCCCGUUCAGCCGUUCACAAGCGUAUUGUGUCUACGUUCACGCGUAGGUCUCUUCGACCACUCGUCGUGCAGGCUAUCUACAAGGGCACAGUGAACGACCCCACUACAUUCCCUCCUGCAUCCAAAUCGCAUGGAUCAUACCACUGGGCCUUCGAGCGUUUACUCUCAGCCGGUCUCGUGCCCCUCACCGUCGCUGCGUUUGCGACGAGUGGAACCAACUACCCGAUAUUAGAUGGGCUUUUGGGGUUCGACGGGGUUCUCGUUGACUACCUCCAUGCCCGCAAAUUCCCCAUCCUUGGCCGCGUCCUUACCUGGACCCUUCGAGCUACUACAGUCGGUGUCUUGGUUGGCGUGUAUCAGUUCAACACGAACGACAUCGGGCUUACCGAGCUUAUUGCGAAAGUCUGGCACGCGUAA